This is a messenger RNA of Dromiciops gliroides (monito del monte), 5801 nucleotides long. It is a transcript of the gene ACOX1, whose product is annotated as acyl-CoA oxidase 1. NCBI's taxonomy places the organism in Eukaryota, Metazoa, Chordata, Mammalia, Microbiotheria, Microbiotheriidae. The coding region runs from base 29 to 2014 and encodes 661 amino acids. Gene Ontology annotation, biological process: lipid homeostasis; fatty acid beta-oxidation using acyl-CoA oxidase; very long-chain fatty acid metabolic process. Gene Ontology annotation, molecular function: FAD binding; fatty acid binding. The transcript is spliced from 14 exons. Gene Ontology annotation, cellular component: peroxisome. The record is from RefSeq and is a predicted model, not a curated record.
CUCUUUCUGUCCCCUCACUGCCCUUACCAUGAACCCAGACUUGCGCAGGGAGCGGGACGCGGCCAGCUUCAACGCGGAGAAACUCACUUACAUCCUGGAUGGGAGCCCCGAGAGGACCCGGCGCCGCCGGGAGAUCGAGAACUUGAUUCUGAAUGAUCCGGACUUUAAGCAUGAAGACUUAAAUUUCCUUACCCGAAGCCAGCGCUAUGAGAUAGCUGUCAGAAAGAGUGCCACAAUGGUGAAGAAGAUGCGAGAUUUUGGCAUUGCUGAUCCCGAGGAGAUUAUGUGGUUUAAAAAAGUACAUAUGAUCAAUUUUAUGGAACCGGUUGGCCUCAAUUACUCCAUGUUUAUCCCUACCUUGCUGAAUCAGGGCACCACUGCUCAGCAACAGAAAUGGCUGCCUCCAUCCAAUGGACUCCAGAUAAUUGGCACCUACGCCCAGACCGAGAUGGGGCACGGAACUCACCUUCGAGGCCUAGAAACCACAGCAACAUAUGAUCCUAAAACACAGGAGUUUAUUCUCAACAGCCCUACUGUUACUUCCAUUAAGUGGUGGCCUGGUGGACUUGGGAAAACCUCAAAUCAUGCCAUAGUUCUGGCUCAGCUCUAUACUAAGGGAGAGUGCUAUGGAUUGCAUGCCUUCAUUGUACCUAUUCGUGAAAUAGGAACCCACAAACCUUUUCCAGGCAUUAUUGUUGGAGACAUUGGGCCCAAGUUUGGCUAUGAUGAAAUGGAUAAUGGUUACCUAAAGAUGGACAACUAUCGCAUUCCUCGAGAGAAUAUGCUGAUGAAGUAUGCCCAGGUCAAACCUGAUGGCACAUAUGUGAAGCCUCUGAGUAAUAAAUUGACAUAUGGAACCAUGGUGUUUGUCAGAUCCUUCCUUGUGGGAGAGGCAGCUAGGUCUUUGUCUAAAGCCUGCACUAUAGCCAUCCGCUAUAGUCUAGUAAGGCACCAGUCUGAAAUCCAGCCAGGUGAUCCUGAACCCCAGAUCUUGGAUUUUCAGACCCAGCAGUAUAAACUUUUUCCUCUCUUGGCCACUGCCUAUGCCUUUCAAUUUGUGGGAGCCUACAUGAAGGAAACCUAUCAUCGCAUUAAUGUUGACAUCAACCAAGGGGACCUGAGUGAACUUCCUGAGCUUCAUGCACUGACAGCUGGCCUUAAGGCUUUCACCUCUUGGACAACUAAUUCUGGCAUUGAAGCCUGCCGGAUGGCUUGUGGUGGGCAUGGAUACUCCCACUGCAGUGGCCUCCCAAACAUCUAUGUCACUUUCACCCCCACCUGUACCUUUGAAGGAGAAAACACUGUGAUGAUGCUCCAAACAGCUCGGUUUUUGAUAAAAAGCUAUGAUCAAGUGCAUUCAGGAAAGUUAGUGGGCGGCAUGGUAUCCUACUUGAAUGACCUACCUAGUCAGCGCAUCCAGCCACAGCAGGUGGCAGCUUGGCCAGCAAUGGUGGAUAUCAACAGCCCAGACAGCCUAGUAGAAGCUUAUAAACGUCGAGCAGCCCGAUUAGUGGAAGCUGCAGCAAGGAACCUUCAAGCUGAAAUGAAGCACAGAAAAAGCAAAGAGAUAGCAUGGAACUUAACCUCUGUGGACCUUGUUCGAGCAAGUGAGGCUCAUUGCCACUAUGUGGUAGUAAAGCUCUUUUCUGGAAAUCUCUCCAAAAUUGAUGACAAACCCAUUCAAGCAGUUCUGAAGAAUUUGUGUCUCUUAUAUGCCCUGUAUGGAAUAAGUCAGAAUUCUGGGGACUUUCUACAGGGAGGCAUCUUGACAGAGUCCCAGCUUACCCAAGUGAACCAGCGGGUAAAAGAACUCCUGACGGUAAUCCGCCCUGAUGCAGCUGCUUUGGUGGAUGCAUUUGACUUUCAAGAUGUUUCACUUGGCUCUGUGCUUGGCCGCUAUGAUGGGAAUAUUUAUGAAAAUAUGUUUGAAUGGGCCAAGAAAUCCCCACUGAAUAAAACACAGGUUCAUGAAUCUUAUCACAAACACCUGAAGCCAUUGCAGUCUAAGCUGUGAAAUCUGUUAUGAUGAGCAGCCCCAUCAGCUCCAGAAAGCAUAGAUGCUUUGCUUUCCUUUACACUGGAUGCAUAUAUCCUGAAUGAAAUCUUUAUCAAAUACUGAUAGCCUUAGAACAAGUAAUAAAUUGGGCCCUCAUCCUUUUUAUAAAUGAAGAAAAAUGGACAUAUUUGGGAGAUUGAAUGGAAAAUGGAUGUCUUAAGUGCAAUUAAUAGUGAGGUAGACUUUUUAAGCAUUCAGAAAAGCUUUAUAAAAAUAUAGUAUGGCUUCUGUUCACAGUGCUGCUAAUUUCUAUGGUCUAUGACCUCUGAUAAUUAGCAGUGUUUAACUACUAAGUAGUUGGCUUUUCAAGUUAUAACUGCUAAUCGCUGGAAAUACUUUAACCGUGAAAUAAGUGUUUUUAAGCAAAAGGUAUAUUUUGAGGUGUAGUAGAACCUCAAUUUGUAGGCUUGUCUAUCAAUGUCCCACAACUCUUGUAACCCUUCUACUACUGGGACUGUCUCAAAAAGUAUGACCUAAGGAACUAGAUUAGAGAGGGGAGGCCCAUCUGAAAGGUUAGUACCAGUGCUUUGUGGCUGACACCUUUUCCCCACUUUAUUCAUUUUCUCCUUUGACAAGUAAAUACUAUGGACAUAAAUGUCUUGUAUCCCCGUAUUUCCCAGCUCAAGUAUUCUGUGGCAGCACCUUCCUAGUAUGAUUAGAAAUUGUCUCGUUGACCUUAUCCCAUUAGUUUUAACUAAAAGAGCACUGUAGCUGCUUUUCUACUUAUAGCCUUCCCAAUGAGAAGCACUGUUAACCUCUGUGAGGACUAAGAAUAAAGUUAGCACUUCAAAGUUAAAAUGACUAAAUGGCAUCCUAAAGACAGUAGUAGUUGAUGCUUGGUCUCUGCCAAAGGUGAAAGGGGGAAAUCUUUUCUGAAUGGAAAGAGAAUAGCUCUCCUGAGUCACUAUAGCAGGUUGGAGGUUGGGGGCAGAGAGGAAAUGAAGGCCCACACAGGUUAGCGACUCAUUGGGGCAGGUGUGGUUUGGGGUUUCUUUGUGCUCUUUAUCCAAACUUUUAUCUGAAAUGCUAAAAAGUCCCUUUCUAUUAAAGUCUCACUUGCAUAAUUGUUCGGUGGCAAAGAUUUAAGGAUGCGGUUUUAAUUAAAUUUUGUGAUUUCAUUUAAAUCAAUGUUAUAUCAAACGGCAGAAGUCACUUAAUUUUAUACUUCUUUCUGUGACACCUGUCUGGUGAAAUCUUUGUCCUAAAAUUUUACUUGACUCAAAUAUAGGAUUGUACCAAAAUCAAGAAAUCUUUGGAAUAUGUUAAAUCAUCUUUGCAAACUAAGGGAAUAACACUAAUGAAAACUGCUAGCAUAAGAAUAUCAAGUUUAAAAAUAUUAAUAUAGAUUGACUCAAACUAUAGUCUUUCUUGGAGUAAAAUUAACCAUACUUUUAAGUGUGACAUAUAUUAAGUUCUAUUUAGGUCGCAAUGCUAUUCUGUUGUCAGUCAGCAAUGUGACCUAAUAUCUGAAUUAGUGGGAAAGAGACAAAAGGAAAAAAUUAUGGUGUUUAAUGCUAUUCUUAUAGAACUGUUAUUUCAGUGAUAAUGCUUAUAUGUAUUCUACCAAGAUGUAUUUGUGUAGUGAUGGUAUUAAGUGGAUUGGAAUAAGACUCAUUUGGUAAACUGUACAAGAGAUCUGUGAUCAUGAAAAACCAGUCUGAGGAGAUUGCAAGUAUCAGAAGGACUCUAAACACCUAAUGUAUCAGGUUUCAUUUCCUAACUCAGGCCGGACUUUUUGUACUAUUUAAUUCACUAAGAUUCAAAUGCUUUGCACCGAUUUAAUCAAUGCAAAUAGAGUCUUUUUAAAAUUAAGAAUUACUUUAAUAUGGAUUCUUAAGUAAGUCAAACUUUUGAAAAUCCUUUCAGUCUUGUUUGUCAUUCAUUUGCAUAUCAUAUUAGUAAGAUUUUAGUGCAAACAUAAAUUUCAAACUUAGGCAAAUAUAAAUUUCAGAUCCUCUGAAUAAUCAAAUAUAGAAUCAUUGUUCUGAAUUGAAUAGUUUUACUUAAUGAGCUUUUGUUAGAUAAUGUUGGUGCAAGCCUUUUGGAGAAAUACUUUAUCUUGAACAAUAUAGAAAACUUAAAACUAAAUGUUCGUGAAUUUAAUUCAGGUGAUUUCUUUGUUCAUUGAUUAAUCUCCCCCCAUUGGUAUUUUGAGCACCUGAAUUCUGUGUUAUUCUGUAAUACCGGUUUACUGAGUAGCAUUCAGUAUUUAUUUUAAGCUAUGAAUAGUUUCAGAGUCCUGUCCCUUUGUAUUUGCAUUGCCCUUUUAGGUAGUCUUGUUAAAUGUCAGCUUAUCUUCAUCCACAGAGAGUGUACUUGUUUGUACCACAGUGACUGAAUUCAGGUACUUCACAACAGCUUUAAUCAGGUGCUCCCCUGCCAAUUUGUCAUAAACCUAAAAGCACCUGUCCCUUUGAAUGUUAAUAGUUACUAAAUUAUAUCUUGAUUAUUUGGGGUGGGGAGAGCUCUAAGUUGGAGACUUGCUAACUUUCUGCAUUGAGGGGUGAAAGUUCCUGAAUUAUUUGGUUGGUUGCCCAUAAUUUGUUGCUCUCCUUUCAGUUUUUCUGUUUAUAUCUGAGAGCCUCAGUUUGCUGUUUAUAGGCUUUUACACCUCUAUUUAACACAUACUAAUACUUUUUGAAAUCCGAGAUCCAGUCUCAAAACAUCCCCUUUUUAUGAGGGGGUUCUGAGGUGUGGAAUUGGGUUGGAGUGACACUAAAGGAACCUGAAGUUUGAAGACUUGAAUUCUCAAAUCUGAAGGGCUUCCUAUAGAUUUUCCUGGUUCAGUAGUUUUGACUUGAUGAGUAAACUUGUCUUACUGUAUAAUCAGAUAGGAUUUAAUUUUUAGAGCACUGAACCAAAUCACCUCAUAAACAAGGCCUUAGAAUAACUUAACAUUUAAAACUAAGGUUUAGGGUUGGUUUGUUAACUUUAAUCUAGCCAAAUUUAUAUUCAAAUUUUCAGUACCAUUUCUAGGAUGAAGUUUGUAAACACUAGGAACUAUAUGAGAGCUUUUUAGGUAAGGAUAGGUGGUGUGGACUCAACAGGUGAAAUGCAAAUACUAAACUCAAAAGUGAGGCAGGAAAAUGUUUCACUUACACUGGUUUACUGUCAUUUAAAAUUAUGUGAAGAUAAUGGGAAAAGAUUUGGGGGAUGGAGAAUGUUUUUAAAUAUUCUGAACUGUAUUACAAAAGCUAUUUUUGCUGCUGUGCUUACCUUUCAUUACUGUCCUGUUUCACAAAUCAAGAAUUUGAUGUAGAAAGUAUGGAAUGUUAUCUUGAGAGUAAUCCUUGCAUACUUUCUUCCUCUUCAAAUGCAUACAAUCAUACUUCAAACUUAAGGCCACAGAAUCAGUAAAAUGAUUUGUAAUUAUCUUAGUAGAAGAGCCUUGGGUUCUAGCCCCGUAUUUGCCACUAACUCUAGAACCUGGGUAUGUAAUUUCAUUCCUCUUGGCCUCUGAUUCCUCACCUCUAACAGGUUCUGGGAUUUCUGGUUGUGCGCAGGCGCCUUUCCAAAUGAUUGUAAUUUUCCCCCCCAACUGCCUUGCUCUCGUGUAUUGUUGGGGGGCACGUUCCACGACUCUGAGUGGGACUCACCUAAAGCGUCGCCCCCAGCGGUGACCGACCCUGCGGGGAGGAAGUGCGGGCCGGGUGACCGGGCUACAUCGACCCACUUUUAUCUUGCCGACCUACUGUCUUUGUGAGAAUUGAAACCGUUAAUAAAAGUGUGUGAUUAGUACAAGUAA